UAUAAUAAGCUGAUGGUUGGUGUUCCAGUGGCGAGCCCGCCGGGCGGCGCGGGCGCACAGCGGGAGGAGCCGCCCCGCCCGCCGCCCCCCGCUCCCCGCAACGGCACGCCGAAACAAGGCGCCCUGACCAUAGUCCGCCGGUCGUCCAGUCGAAGCAAGACCGAGAGCUGCUCGACCCCCACAGACGAGCAGCUUGACCAGCUCGACCUUGACACAGAGCACUUGCCCGCCGUCGACACGCCCGACGCCUGCGAUAAGGCCGCCCUUAGAUUACGCUAUCUCCUAAGACAAUUAAACAGAGGUGAAAUAUCAGCAGAGACAUUACAAAAGAACCUUCAGUACGCAGCGAAAGUUCUAGAAGCCGUGUACAUAGAUGAGACCAAACCGGCAGUGGCGCGCCAGCAGUCGGCCCCAACCCUGGUGUUUAGGAGACUGGCGGACGAAGAUGAUGAGCUAUCGGAAGUCCAGCCUGAUGCAGUUCCUCCGGAAGUGCGAGAGUGGCUCGCGUCUACCUUCACGAGGCAGCUGGCGACGGCGAAGCGGAAGUCCGAUGAGAAGCCGAAGUUCCGGUCGGUGGCGCACGCGAUCCGGGCGGGGAUCUUCGUGGACAGGAUCUACAGGAGGGUGACCAGUACCGCCCUUAUGCAGUUCCCACAGGAUGUCGUUAGAGUUCUUAAGACCCUGGACGAGUGGUCGUUCGACGUGUUUGCCUUACAUGAAGCCUCCUGCGGGGCGCCCGUCAAGUAUCUGGGGUACGAACUCCUCAAUAGAUACGGAAUGAUUCACAAGUUUAAGGUGCCUCCCACGAUCCUGGAAAACUUCCUCAGUCGGAUAGAAGACGGCUACUGCAAGUUCCACAACCCGUACCACAACAAUUUGCACGCGGCGGAUGUCGCGCAGACCGUGCAUUAUAUGCUGUGCCAAACUGGGCUCAUGAACUGGCUAUCGGACCUGGAGAUCUUCGCGACGCUGGUGGCGGCUGUCGUCCACGAUUUCGAGCAUACGGGCACCACCAACAACUUCCACGUCAUGUCCGGAUCGGACACCGCGUUGUUGUACAACGAUCGAGCUGUGCUUGAGAACCAUCAUAUAAGUGCUGCCUUCAGGCUAAUGCGCGACGAAGACUGCAACAUCCUGCAGAACCUAUCCCGGGACGAGUUCCGCGAGUUCCGCACCCUCGUCAUCGACAUGGUGCUGGCCACCGACAUGUCGUUCCACUUCCAGCAGCUGAAGAACAUGAGGUCGCUGCUGACGCUCGCCGAGCCUACCGUGGACAAGUCCAAGGCUGCCUCGCUGGUGUUACAUUGCUGUGAUAUAUCUCACCCUGCGAAGAGAUGGGACCUCCACCACCGAUGGACGAUGAGUCUCCUCGACGAGUUCUUCUUGCAAGGGGACAAGGAGCGAGACCUGGGCCUGCCUUUCAGUCCCCUUUGCGAUAGAAACAACACUCUAGUCGCGGAAUCCCAGAUCGGGUUCAUUGAGUUCAUUGUAGAACCGAGUAUGGGGGUGUGUGCUGACAUGCUCGAGUGUGUCUUGGGCCCUUUGCACUCGAAUACCAAGAAUUCCACUAGCACAAGCCAUGAGCCUAUCAAUGAGGAGAAUACAGGGAGCGAACCAAGCCCCAAAUUCAAGAUUCGGAAGCCGUGGAUAGCCUGCUUGAGUGACAAUAAAAAAAUAUGGAAGGAACAGGCUACAAAAGACGCAGAGGCCCGAGCCAAACAGGAGGAGGAGAGCAACAACCCGCCCCCUCCGACAGAAGAAUAAUAUUUAGCCUCACUUGUAAAUAGCGUUAGAACUAGUUGUUACAGCGUAUUUAACACUGUUAAAGAAAAGCUUAACGUUUAAGUGUGCGGAGCUUGUAUUCGUUGCAAUGUGUGUCGCACAAAUAAGUUCGAAGCACAACGCGAUGUCGCGGGAUAAGUGUGUGUGCGGUAAGCUUACUACGUGCGAAAGUGUCACAUAAUUUACACCUUUAGAGUAGGCGCACACUGUUGAUUUUUCGUCGGCCGAUAGUUUAGUCGGGCAGUUGAUCAGUAUGGGCAUGUAUGGGAGUGCGCACACUACGACGAUUCAAUUUGGCCGAUUCUUCAUACAAAUUAAAAUCGGGCACAACUAUCGGCCAAUUAAAAAUCAACGGUGUGCGCAUACUCUUAGGCAAAGGAAAUGAAAUCCAAAAUACAUUGGGUGUUGAUGAAUUAAUACCAAAAUGCCUGCUCGACUACAUGAGUUUUUGCAACUUUUGUCAGCAAUUUAUAGAACCCAAACAUACGGAAACCCUGAACUAUCUGAAAAACUGUAAGACGUGAUAUCUUCGUUACAUAAUAAGGCUACUGUAGAUACUUAUGUCUACCGUGGCAGAGCACCAAUGUAUAAUUCUCUAUGUGGAAGACAACAUAGUGAGCCAAUUUCUUACGGCGACCAGCCGCUGAGCGGGCGUACGCCGGUAGUUUAAGAUUUACCGUAAUUCGCUAUUUAAGAUUAUUUGGGGAGCCCCAUGUAUAUCCGAACAUCAUGCCAAGGAUUCAUUAAAUAAGUACCUAAUUAGCUAAGUUUUCAGUAGAAAAUCUCAUAUAAAACGCCCACUGAAUGCUUCUUGACGCAACUUAGCGUUUGCGUUACUCAUAAUGAAACUAUUUAUAUAAAAUUGUACUGAACUUAUUUUCAAAAUUAGACCUAAGAGCUAAAUACUACUUAUAAGUAUUUCUAUAUCAAAAAUGCUGGUGAUGGAGCAAAUUAUAUCAUAAAGUCAUGUGCACUUUUCUUCAAUGAAUAAAACACCUUAUACCUAUAGUAAAAUUUAAUGUAACAUUAAUAUAAACUUAGCUUAAUUUAGUGUUAAAUUUAACCCAUAUGAAGAAUACGCUUAUUAAUUUAAAUGUUUCCGAUUAAAUUGGAGAUCUUGAUAUUCCUGACCAAAUGUUAUUUAAUAUGAAAUUAUUUUCUAAAUGAUUGCAAUUUCAAAUUCUAGGUAUAGGUCGAUAGAACAUACCUAUAACUAGUUAGUAAAAUCUUCAUAAAAAUAAAAUUUUCUAAUGAAAUAUCCUUCGGUUACGAAUAACUUGCUUUUUUAUUUAAUUGCGCUCAAAUCUGUGUAAAGAAAGCGUACGGGCUCAUAAGGCCGAUGGAAACAUAGAACCUAUUGUAAAAAAUAUGAGAAUGGAAAGAGCCUAGGUAAAUAGCUCUUAUUUCAUAUUUGCUAGCAAAAUAAUAAAAUAUGUAGAUAAAUAAACAAAAUCAAAGUGAAACACUCAAGUUAACUGGAGGAGAAUGCCAAAAGGCAACAUCGCCUUAACAAAGGCAUUUUAGUAAGCCUAGAUUUCAGACCUUAGAUGCUAUGUUUACUAAAAUAUAAAAUGUUAUUUAUGUUGUUAGUAAGCCCUAUUUACGUAAUAAGUACCUAUUUGUUCUUAAAAAUUAAAAUAAAGAAAAUAAAUAGUGUUCUCUAAUGCUCGCAAAAAUGAAAUAAUCGCGCCAGGCGAAGUGUAUAGGUAAGGAGGACCCAACGUAAAUUAACCGUCCUUCUUAGAGACUAUUGGCGAAGGAAUAAACAUUGUACAUUUUAAAACAUAGGAAACCAAUCUUUCCAAAAGCAGUCACAUGCUUCACUAUUAUGUUUCUUAAAAGAACUUGAGGACAUUUACAUACUUAUAUCAGAGGCCUAGUUUUCCUGGUAGGAACAUGGGACCACUCUCAUUAAUAUCAAAUCAAGAAACCCAUAAUCACGGUAAUAUUAGGUCCCUAUCUUAUUAUUUCAGGGGUGUAAGGACUCUAAGGAUAGAUGUAAUCCAACAUGGUGACGCUUAUUGUAGAAAAAUUAACAAUAGAUCUUUUUAUAUAAAUAUAUAUUUAUCAUCUACUUGAUUACUUGAUAGAUUAUGAGGAAUUCUGUAUAUUGUGCAUUUAGUGAUUUAUUGAAAUAUAAAUAUUAAGAUCAAUAUAAUCUAGUGUAGUUUAUUGAUGCCAUUCUAAUUGGGGGAUAUAGCUUUAUAAAAAUGUAGUUUUAGCAUACUGAGCCUUAUGGACAUUGUUGUUGUUGUUUCAGUAAAUAGCUUGCAGUGCUACACAUAGGGUAUAGUUUCCCAAGAUCUAAAUUAUUGUCUGCAUGUUUUUCUUAACACACGUUUGCUUAAAAUAAAAUAUGCCUACAUUCCGAAGCCUUUAAAGACUCCUA
This is a messenger RNA of Ostrinia furnacalis (Asian corn borer), 4171 nucleotides long. RefSeq names its product Phosphodiesterase 1c (gene Pde1c). The coding region runs from base 13 to 1764 and encodes 583 amino acids. The transcript is spliced from 12 exons. The record is from RefSeq and is a predicted model, not a curated record. Lineage: Eukaryota; Metazoa; Arthropoda; Insecta; Lepidoptera; Crambidae. Gene Ontology annotation, molecular function: 3',5'-cyclic-nucleotide phosphodiesterase activity. Gene Ontology annotation, biological process: signal transduction.